This is a messenger RNA of Pieris macdunnoughi, 1194 nucleotides long. The record is from the annotation of a GenBank genome assembly. NCBI's taxonomy places the organism in Eukaryota, Metazoa, Arthropoda, Insecta, Lepidoptera, Pieridae.
AUGCAUUUCUGUACUCAUUGGCACGAUUGGUUUUAUCAAGAGCCCAACGUUGCGGUGGACCCUGCCGGCGCUGCAGCACGCCGGCGCAAGCCCCGCGAUAGACGCCGCUCCCCGCCCGCGCCGGCGACGUCGACGCCGCAGAGGAUCUCCGCCGAAGAACUAGCCGAGGCCCUACGCCCGCAUCUGCUAUCCCCCAAGCGGAUGUGGGCCCUGGGCUACCCCUUGGAGAUAGAGCCCAACUCGUCCAAGGCCGUGGUGUAUAUUAACCCGCCGCCGCGGCCUCGACCUUUUAAAUCGUUUGACGUAAAUGCGCCGGAAUUCGUCCCCAGCGGAUCCCAUAGUGACAGUGGCAGGGGGUCUUGGGGAUCGACCCCCCGCUCCGAAAGUGAUGAAGAAGCGGAUGCAGUGGAACAUUUAUGUGUGCGUUGUGAUAAAAUGUUUAGAAUGACUCGUGAUGGCGAAUAUGUUUUUGAAGACAGUUGUGUGUAUCAUUGGGGACGUAUUAGCAGUGAUUCUCGCCACACAUGCUGCGAUGCGCCUUUCGGCUCGAGAGGAUGCAGUACGGCGCGCUUUCACGUAUGGAGCGGCACUAAGCCUGGCAUGAAUGGACCACUUGAAGGAUAUGUGCGUGCUCGAUCACCAAGAGGAGGUAUUUAUGCGAUAGAUACAGAGAUGUGCUACACAACGGCUGGUCUCGAGUUGGCCAGUAUUGCCGUAAUAGCAGCAGACGGUCGACUUGUGUACAGGUCGCUAGUAAAGCCCAGCUUCCCGGUGGUCGACCACAACACACGCUUCUCAGGCAUCAGGCCGCGCGACUUGGCGCGCGCGACUAAGACGCUAAGAGAUGUUCAAAACGAUAUACUUGGAUUCAUCGGAAACGAUACAAUAUUGAUCGGGCACGCCUUGGAGAACGACCUAAGAGCUUUAAAGUUAUUGCACGGUGCAGUUGUGGAUACUUGUGCAUUAUAUCCUCACUCUCGAGGCUUUCCGCUACGUCGAUCUCUACGGGCUCUUUCGCAAGAGUUGCUCGGCCGUAGCGUGCAGCGAAGUAGCUCCGGCCACUCGCCCCUUGAAGACGCUCGCGCAGCCUUGGACCUGGUUCUCCUGAAGGUGCACGAGGAACGCGCACAACAAGUCCUUACGAAUCCACUCCCAAUUCUACAACCUUACGACCCCCUUAUUUGUGCCGCCUAA